Messenger RNA from Pseudophryne corroboree (corroboree frog), 1479 nucleotides. It is a transcript of the gene ADRM1, whose product is annotated as ADRM1 26S proteasome ubiquitin receptor. The record is from RefSeq and is a predicted model, not a curated record. The transcript has 10 exons. Gene Ontology annotation, cellular component: cytoplasm; proteasome regulatory particle, lid subcomplex; nucleus. Bases 143 to 1360 code for a protein of 405 amino acids. Lineage: Eukaryota; Metazoa; Chordata; Amphibia; Anura; Myobatrachidae. Gene Ontology annotation, molecular function: proteasome binding; endopeptidase activator activity.
CCGGGACAAGUGUUACGGUAGCCAAUGCGUGCAACGGGAAGGGGCGGGGCAUGUGACGGCAGAGGCCUGGCUGGCAGCAGGAGACGGCGCAGUCACAGCAGCAGCAGGGUGAGACAGAGCCGGAGAACAGUUUGUCUUCAGGAUGUCUUCAGGAGCUUUGUUCCCAAGCUUGGUACCCGGUUCCCGGGGGUCUUCCAGCAAGUACUUGGUAGAGUUUCGGGCUGGUAAGAUGUCCUUGAAAGGAAGCACAGUGACCCCUGACAAAAGGAAGGGACUUGUGUACAUUCAACAAACUGAUGAUUCCCUAAUUCACUUCUGCUGGAAGGACAGGACAUCUGGAAAUGUUGAAGAUGAUCUAAUUAUAUUCCCGGAUGAUUGUGAGUUUAAGAGAGUGGCCCAGUGCACAACUGGUCGUGUGUUUGUGCUGAAAUUCAAAGCUGGCUCCAAGAGACUGUUUUUCUGGAUGCAGGAACCAAAGACUGAUAAGGAUGAAGAACACUGUCGCAAAGUCAAUGAGUACCUCAAUAACCCCCCUAUGCCUGGAGCGCUAGGAGGUAGUGGCAGCGGGAGCCAUGAGCUGUCAGCUUUGGGAGGGGAAGGAGGCCUGCAAAGCCUGCUGGGAAAUAUGAGUCAUAACCAGCUGAUGCAGCUUAUUGGACCCACUGGCCUUGGAGGACUUGGUGGCCUGGGAGCUCUGACUGGUCCAGGAUUGGCCAGUUUGUUGGGAAGUGGAGGUCCCACAACAAGCAGCUCAUCAUCCAGUUCCCGCAGUCAGUCAGCAGCUGUCACCCCAUCAUCAACCACAUCAUCCACACGAACCACUACUACCACAGCAGUUGCUCCGGCUUCAGCUCCUGCAGCAACCCCCAGCCCAGCAGUGAGCUCUGGCAAUGGAGCCAGCGCUGCAACUAGCCCCACACAACCCAUACAACUAAGUGACCUGCAGAAUAUCCUGGCUACCAUGAAUGUGCCUGCCACAGCAGAAGGCGGGCAACAAGUAGAUCUGGCAAGUGUCCUCACUCCGGAAAUCAUGGCUCCAAUCCUGGCCAAUGCUGAAGUUCAGGAGCGAUUAAUGCCAUAUCUACCUUCAGGCGAGUCCUUACCGCAGACUGCUGAUGAGAUCCAGAACACACUUACCUCUCCCCAAUUUCAACAGGCCCUGAGCAUGUUCAGCGCAGCUCUAGCCUCCUGCCAGCUAGGGCCACUGAUGAGCCAAUUUGGGUUGCCUGCGGAGGCGGUGGAUGCAGCCAACAAAGGAGAUAUUGAGGCAUUUGCUAAGGCAAUGCAGAACACAUCUUCUCAAAAAGAGAGAGAUUCAAAAGAGAAGAAAGAAGAGGAGGAAGACAUGAGUUUAGAUUAAUCUGGUUUUUGUUCUGCUGCAGAUGGGUCUUUAGUGCUUACGAAUGGCCUUAUAACCCCACAUGUAUGUCAUUUCAUUGUUCAAUAAAUGUUCCUCUCUGCUGCAAAUAUUGCAGGGCA